Messenger RNA from Lachancea sp. 'fantastica', 558 nucleotides. The record is from the annotation of a GenBank genome assembly. Lineage: Eukaryota; Fungi; Ascomycota; Saccharomycetes; Saccharomycetales; Saccharomycetaceae.
AUGUUUGCUACCUUGAAUCGUUCUUUGUUGCGCCAGUCGCGUUUGUUUUCUACUUCCAACGUCCAAUUGGGCUCCAAGGUGUUCUUCGACACUAGUAUCAAUGGGUCCAAGCAGGAUAGAAUCGAAUUUGAACUCUACAAUGAUGUAGUCCCAAAGACCGCCGAGAAUUUCAGAGCGUUGUGCACUGGUGAAAAGGGUUUCGGUUACAAAGGCGUUCCGUUCCACAGAGUCAUCCCCAGCUUCAUGUUGCAAGGUGGUGACACUGACUUGACUAGCGGUUACGGAGGAAAGUCCAUUUACGGCAGCAAGUUCCCGGAUGAGAACUUUGUCAAGAAACAUGAGAAGGCCGGUCUUUUGUCCAUGGCGAACUCCGGUCCCAACAGCAACGGUUCUCAAUUUUUUGUCACCACAGUUCCUUGCCCUUGGUUGGAUGGCAAGCAUGUGGUAUUUGGUGAGGUCACCAAGGGUAUGGAUGUCGUGAAGCUCAUCGAGUCGUACGGAACCAUGUCUGGAAGACCUCGUGCCAAAAUUGUUGUUGAGGAGGCUGGCGAGUUGUAA